Messenger RNA from Periophthalmus magnuspinnatus, 1784 nucleotides. RefSeq names its product nucleotidyltransferase MB21D2. NCBI's taxonomy places the organism in Eukaryota, Metazoa, Chordata, Actinopteri, Gobiiformes, Gobiidae. Bases 49 to 1599 code for a protein of 516 amino acids. The record is from RefSeq and is a predicted model, not a curated record. The transcript has 3 exons.
CUGCUCGGUUCGGACCCAGUGUUUGUGCUCGGACAGACGGGGCUCAGGAUGGCGGCGCCCGGUGUGACUCGCCCCGGAGGAGGCGGAGGAGGAGGCGGAGGCAGCGCGGGGAGCAGCCCGACCCUGGCCGCGGGGAGAGGCCUGGAGGCCGGACACGGGACCGGACUGGGCCCCGAGCUCGACUUCAGGUCUGGGGCUCGGAUGGAGGAGCUGAGUCGUCUCAUUGUGGAGCUGAGUAAACACGAGCAGAGAGAAUACGACGACCAGCGAGCGCUGGAGAUCCACACGGCCAAGGACUUCAUCUUCUCUAUGCUCGGGAUGGUGCAGAAGCUGGACCAGAAGCUGCCCGUGGCUAACGAGUACCUGCUGCUGUCGGGCGGAGUGAGGGAGGGCGUGGUGGACCUGGACCUCGAUGACCUCACCGUUUACGCCCGCGGCGCGGACUACGACAUGGACUUCACGCUCCUGGUGCCCGCGCUCAAACUGCACGACCGGAACCAGCCCGUGACCCUGGACAUGCGGCACUCGGCGCUCGGGCACUCGUGGCUCUCGCUGCGGCUCUUCGACGAAGGAACCAUCUCCAAGUGGAAGGACUGUUGUACCGUCGUCGACCACAUGAGCGGCGCCACAAACUACUUCUUCUCCCCGACGCUGGUGUCGGACUGGUUCCACGGCGCCAUCGCGGCGGUGCUGUCGGAGGUGCAGAAGAAGCCUCAGAGGGGCGUCCCGAGGGUGGAGCGGGUGGAGCGCAGCGGGACCCUGAUCUCCGUGAUCCUGGGCGUGGGCAGCAGCCGUAUGCUCUACGACAUCGUGCCCGUGGUGUCCUUCAAAGGCUGGCCCGCCGUGGCGCAGUCCUGGCUCAUGGAGAACCACUUCUGGGACGGGAAGAUCACGGAGGAGGAGGUGAUCAGCGGGUUCUACCUGGUCCCGGCGAGCUCGCACAAAGGACGCAAGGAGAACGAGUGGCGGCUGUCGUUCGCCCGCAGCGAGGUGCAGCUGAAGAAGUGCAUCUCUCCGUCGCUCAUGCAGGCGUACCAGGCCUGCAAAGCUCUGAUCAUCAAACUCCUGUCCCGCCCUAAAGCCGUCAGCCCGUACCACCUGCGCAGCGCCAUGCUGUGGGCGUGCGACCGCCUGCCCGCCUCCUACCUGUGCCAGGACGAUUGCGCCGCCCACUUCCUCUUGGGGCUGAUCGAAGACCUGCAGCACUGCCUGGUGAACAAGACGUGUCCGAAUUACUUCAUCCCUCAGUGUAACAUGUUCGAGCACCUGUCGGACGACGCCGCUCUGCUCCACGCUCGCCGCCUCAGCUCCGUGCGCUCCGACCCCGCCGAGCACCUGCGCACCGCCAUCGAGCACGCCACCGCCAUCGAGCACGCCAAGGCCGCCCACAGGCUGACGCUGGAACUGCAGUGGCGCGGCAGCUCCGCCUCCCUCCCGUCGCCGCAGUCGGACGCCGGCGGCGACUCUCAGCCCGACGACCGAUUGGCCAAAAAGCUGCAGCAGCUCGUGACCGAAAACCCGGGAAAGUCAAUCUCAGUGUUUAUAAACCCCGACGACGUCACGCGGCCGCACUUUCGCAUCGACGACAAGUUCUUCUGAAACUCAAACUCAACUCUUUCCUCUGAAGCCCCCGAGUCCCGAGUCCCGAGUCCCGAGUCCCGAGCCCCGAGUCCCAAGUCCCGAGUCCCGAGCCCCGAGUCCCACAAAACUCACACGAGCUGAAGUCAUGAAACUCAGAGCUCAGUCUGGAGCUUAAGUAUUACAUCAUCACACUCAUGUUUCAC